Musca domestica (house fly) is the source of this 3125-nucleotide messenger RNA. RefSeq lists its product as uncharacterized. Bases 341 to 2833 code for a protein of 830 amino acids. Lineage: Eukaryota; Metazoa; Arthropoda; Insecta; Diptera; Muscidae. The transcript has 2 exons. The record is from RefSeq and is a predicted model, not a curated record.
UUUGAUCAGUUAGGUUUUGUCCGUCAAACGUUGAGGAACUUUUCCGUCUAAAGAAGAAAGUAUCCUUUAAAGUAGAUAGUGUUGUAGAAUCGUUGUAGUUUGUUGUGUUCACGCCCAAGUUUGUUACAUUUGAGAAAAAUAAAAACGUUAAUUGUUUUGUUUGUUUAUUAAAUUGUUAUUAAAUAUUUAUAUUGAACUUGUCCAAAGAAGUGUUUGAAACGAAGAGACCCAAAGAAUUAUCAAAGAGAGAAAAAAAGUAACAAGCCGUCUAACAAAACACAAAAAAAAAAUAUUGAAUUUUAAAUAAAGUAAAGAAAAAAUUGAAAACCAACUUUUGAAAAUGUCGUUCUCCAAAGCUAAACUCAAGCGUUUCAACGAUGUUGAUACCGUUGCUUGUGGCUCGCCAGCCCGCCAUGCCACCAAUGCUGAAGGCUGUGGCACCCCCACAGCAGCUGUUGCCGGUACGACCAGCACCACCACUGCCGCCCAUCCAGAACGUAAGGAGCAAAUAGAGAAAUUCUUUAAGGAUGCCGUUCGUUUCGCCUCCAAUUCAAAGGAGGCCAAAGAAUUUGCCAUACCAAAGGAGGGCGGCCUCAAGGAAGACAAGAAAUCGAAAGGUCUGCGCUUGUUUCGCACCCCCUCCUUGCCACAUCGUUUACGUUUCCGUCAAAAUUCCGAUGUAACAGCAGCUGCGGUUAGUAACCUCAAUGCGGGUGGUUCAUCCACGGCCAGUUCAACCCCACUGCCCUCGGCAGCUACCACCCCCGUCAAAGAAAUGCCCAAAUCGGCCAGCCGUUUAAAGGGCAAGGAAGCCUUACACCAAGAGAUCCGUCACAAAAACGAACUUAUCGAGAAUUAUAUGAGCCAAAUUGAUGUCCUGAAGCGUCAUGUUGAUCAACUAAAAGACACUGAGGCCAAACUGCGCGAGGAACAUGCAGCAGCCCAACAGAAAACUGAGAACAUGAUCCAUGACAUGACAAAUGAAAACAAGUCACUCAAGGAGCUCAAUGAUCAGCUAACACUCGACAAUUCUCGGCAACUUGAGACCAUUGCCAAGCUGGAAUCUGAAAUUCGUGAACUGAAUGAGCAACAUGCUGCUCAAGUUGCCGAAUUGGCCAAACUCAGCGAGGGGCUCAAGGAAAAGAAUGAUCUGCUAGAGUCCGAAGCCAAAAAGCAAAUGGAAUCGCAAUCGGCUAUGCAAGUUCAAAUUUCAAAACUUGAACAAGACAUUCAAGAGGCCCAGAGUCGUUUGAAUGCCGAUGCCGAAAAAGCCAAGGAAAACUUUGAACUAAUCGAGAACCUAAAGAACAUCAAUUCCUCGCUAAUGGCUGAUGUAAACAAGCUCAAGAAACAAAUCGAGCAGGAUGCUCUGUCCUAUGCCCAAGAGAAUAAGGUCAUUCAGAACGAAAUGGAAUGCUUGAAGAACGAACGCAACACCCUGAAAAAUGACUUGGCCAGCAAGUGUGACCUCAUCAAGUCGCUGCAAGAUGAACUGCUGGACAAGAACUGUGAAAUUGAUGCCCAUUGUGACACCAUCCGCCAGUUGUGUCGCGAAAAGGCUCAAUAUGUUGAGAAGGAACGUCUCAUGAAUUCGGCUGAAGAAAAAGUCCGUACUGCCGAGGCCCAGGCUGAGCAAAAGGUCCAGAAACUCGAGUCCGACCUGGAGAAUGCCCUCGAGCGAGAGAAAGCUUACUGGCGCAGUGAGCUAGAGAAACGCCAAAAGCUGGCUGAGAACGAAAUCAUUAAAAUCGAAUUGGAAAAACAAGAUGUCAUGGUGCUGUUGGAGAGCACCAACGACAUGUUGCGUGAACGUGACGAAAAGAUCCAAAAAUACGAGGAUCAGUUGCGCAAUGGCAUCGAUUAUUAUGUCCAAUUGACUGACAAUCUCCAAAAGCAGGUGGUUGACCUGAAAAACGAUGUUGCCAAGACCAUCACCGAGAAGUACAACUACCAAUUGACUCUCAACAAUACCCGAUCAACAGUGAACAUUCUCAUGGAACGCCUCAAGAAGUCCGAUGCUGAUGUUGAACAGCUAAAGGCCGAACUUGAAUCGUUGCAAUUGGCCAAGGGUGCUUUGGAACAGAGCUAUUUGUCAUUGCAAGCCGAGCUGGAGUCGGUGAAGGCCCAGUUCCAAGAAUCGGAGUCAGCUCUUGCAGCGCUGCGAGCCUCAUCGGAAACGCUACAAAAAGAGGAGCGCAUCGACGGCGAUGCUGCCAAAUACCUGGACAUGUACAAUGAGCUCAAGAGCAAGGACGAGACACGUGAAGUUUAUAUGCAGGACAUGAAAAAGGCUCUCGACGAAUUUGCCACUGUUUUGCAAUUCGCCCAGCUAGAGUUGGACAACAAAGACACCACCCUGACCAAGGUACGUGAAGAAUGUGAACAGUUGAAACUGGAAAACAUUACAUUGAAAUCGAAAAUGGAGGAGAGUUCCUCGAAAGUGGCCACGCCCGUCAAAAAGAACAGCACCGAUUUGGAGAAAAUCGAAGUGUUGUUGAACGACUCGGAAUUGCGGGCCGAAUGCGACAAGAUUGCGUCGUGGUUCCUAAGUUCAGCGAACGACAAGACUGUGCGCAACGAUAGCUCAAGUGAAAUCAGUGAACUGUUGAAACCCACCACGCCCAACAAUAAGGCAUCACGUACAACCUGCACGACACCUGUUCGUUCGUCGGGCGGCAAGGUAACCACAGUCAAUACGCCACGAACACCACGCACACCAAAAACCACCUCGUCGCACACGCCACGCACCACACCCAAAAAGACUGUUCUCUUCCCCGGCAAGGAAAACAUUCCCAGUCCCCAGAAACAGGUGCUGAAGGCGAGAAAUGUGUAAAGGCUGGACGUCGACAACGAGCGGUAGCUACCCUGAUAAAAAUGUAUUUAUAAAAAACAAAUUUUAGGCUAAAUCCUAGAUUAAGUUCUUUCUUAUUAGAAAUUAUAUGUCUAACCACCCUUAGAGAAUAAAAAGAAAGCGAAUUAUGUUAAUACAAGCUCCUCCAACAAAGUCCCUACUUCGUAAGCAUUCCCAAGCAAGAUGUCUUUUUUUGUAUUCUAUGUUCUACAAGCAUUCCAUUGUGGAUGAGAUUUGAAAAAGAAAUAUACUUUUUGAAAAAUUUAAAAAUAAA